UGGCCAUAAAAACGACUAGCAGCCUGGGAACGGAGGCAGGAUUUCAACGUGAUGAUCAUAAGACCAGUCACAGCUUCCCGCACAUCGAUGCCACUAUGGAUAGUUGCCCUCAUCGUGUUUGGAGUGUUGGCAAUUCUGGGAAUAACUAUUGGUCUCCUGGUUCGUUUUCUGUCAGUAGAAAAUAGGACUAACUAUUAUCGAGGAAGCUUUGAAGUGCUAGAUCUUCCAUACAACAGAAAUUAUGAAAGGGAGACAUCGCAAGAAAAUAACUACCUUAGUAAAAUCCUGGAAAGUAAAAUGGUCGAUGCAUUUCAAAGUUCUGAUAUUUACAGACAAUAUAUCAAUUCCCAAGUUAUCACACUGGUUCCCAAUGUCAACAGAGUGACAGCACACAUAUGGCUGAUAUUCAAGGAUUCCAAAGCAAAGAAGGAAAACACAAGAAGAAGAAUUGGGAGCAUCUUACACCAGAUGCUGAGGAGCUGGUCGGGAUCCUUGACCACAGACCCCACCUCCCUCAGGCUCAUGGAAAUCAGUAAAGCCGAUGCUGAAAAAAUUAUCAACAGCCGCUGCGGGAGACGCGCCAGGAUGUCUGCCACGUACGACAGGAUCAAGGGAGGCUCCACGGCGCAGGAGGGAGAGUGGCCGUGGCAGGCCAGCCUGAAGAUGGACGGCAGGCACUACUGCGGGGCCACGCUGAUCAGCGAGGUCUUCCUGGUGACUGCGGCUCACUGCUUUACAAAGACAGAUAAUCCAAAAAAAUUUACUGUUAGCUUUGGCACUGAAGUAACUCCUCCCUACUUGCAACAUUACGUCCAACAAAUCAUUAUUCAUGAAGGCUACGUUAAAGGUGAACAUCAUGAUGAUAUUGCAAUUAUACGGCUCACUGAAAAAGUCUUAUUUAAAAAUGAUGUGCAUCGAGUUUGUCUUCCUGAAGCCACACAGACAUUUAUGCCUGGUGAAGGAGCUGUUGUCACAGGAUGGGGAGCACUUUCCUAUGAUGGUAAAUUCCCAGUGUUACUUCAGAAGGCACCUGUGAAAAUUAUCGACACAAACACAUGUAAUGCUGAAGAAGCAUAUGAUGGCAUGAUACAGGACACGAUGUUAUGUGCUGGCUACAUGGAAGGAAAUAUCGAUGCCUGCCAGGGUGACUCUGGAGGACCACUAGUUUACCCUAAUUCUCGAAAUAUUUGGUACCUCGUUGGCAUUGUGAGCUGGGGAGAUGAAUGUGGCAAAAUCAAUAAGCCAGGCAUCUACACGAGAGUGACAACCUACCGCAGCUGGAUCGCCUCCAAGACUGGAGUCUGAGGGAAAAGCAUCUUGUAAAAUUAACACUGGUCAUGACUCCUAGGCCUGACUUAGCAUGCUUUUCAAAUUAGGGUACACUGGAAUUAUGACCUGAGGGAAGUUUUGUGAACUUUUUUUAUUUUUAUUUUUGGCUGGUACUGGGGAUCGAACUUGGGACCUUGUGCCAAACUUG
Messenger RNA from Fukomys damarensis (Damara mole-rat), 1477 nucleotides. Its product is annotated as transmembrane protease serine 11B-like protein. Lineage: Eukaryota; Metazoa; Chordata; Mammalia; Rodentia; Bathyergidae. Gene Ontology annotation, biological process: proteolysis. The coding region runs from base 52 to 1305 and encodes 417 amino acids. The record is from RefSeq and is a predicted model, not a curated record. Gene Ontology annotation, molecular function: serine-type endopeptidase activity. Gene Ontology annotation, cellular component: plasma membrane; extracellular region. The transcript has 10 exons.